This is a messenger RNA of Megalobrama amblycephala (Wuchang bream), 1317 nucleotides long. RefSeq names its product homeobox protein DBX2-like. Lineage: Eukaryota; Metazoa; Chordata; Actinopteri; Cypriniformes; Xenocyprididae. Gene Ontology annotation, biological process: regulation of transcription by RNA polymerase II. The record is from RefSeq and is a predicted model, not a curated record. Gene Ontology annotation, molecular function: DNA-binding transcription factor activity, RNA polymerase II-specific; DNA binding.
AUGGCUGGAUUUCCUCCGAGGCAUCCCGGAUUUGGGAAUUCCGGGAAGUGUUUUCUCAUAGAGAAUCUGCUGCGUCCGGGAAGUUCCUCACCUGCGGCAGGUGUGCGUUUCCCCGCUCUGAGUCUGAUGCUGAAGUGUGUUUCUCACAGCGGGGCCCCUGAGGACCACAAGGGCCGUUUCACUCAUCCAUCCGUCUCUCCUCUAGUUAUAAUGGCUGGUGUCGCUCUGCCCUGCUGCUCUGGAUCUGGAUCCGUGAUGUCGUCUACUCCUCUGUUCCCUAGGGGCGUCGGAUCCGUACUGUGGAGUCCAGCGCUGAAUUCCAGGUCUCGGCGAAUCCUGCGACGAGCCGUGUUCUCCGAGGAACAGAGACGAGAGCUGGAGAAGACCUUCCGCAAACAGAAAUACAUCAGCAAGACAGACCGCAACAGACUGGCCACAGACCUCUGCUUGAAAGAGACACAGGUGAAGAUCUGGUUCCAGAACCGCAGAAUGAAGUGGAGGAACUCCAAAGAGAAGGAGAGCUCAUUCUCACGGCCGCACAUGGAGCGACUGAUGGUCUGGAGCCAAUCAGAACCAGCCGACACGACACAUGUGACACACACUCACCUGUACACAGACGAGCGCUGCAAAGAUGAUUUAUGACACACUCUUCAUCUCUUCAGAGACUCUUGGUGCAAAACAUGGAGAGCUGGAAAAUAUUGCUUUUUCUGCAAAACCUGGACAUUUUACAGUAGUGAUUUAUUGUGGAAAUCCACAAGUUUCGGUAACACAUUACAAUAAAUGCAUUAACUAACAAUGAGCAAUAGAUUUCGAAUAUUUGUCCAAUAAAUAAUAUUAAAGCUAGGGUAGGCAAUUUAGGAGAGGCUAGCGUCAAAAAUCACAUAUUAUAUAAAAACAGUAUGUGCAUGAAGGUAUGCAAAUACAUACGUUGACAGGCAGGAAGGACAUCCUAUCAUUGCAUUCAGGACUGAAUUCAUUGAUUGGACAAAUAUUUUUUGGUUCCACAGAUGAUAUAUGAAUAUAUAUUGUUUGCUAUCAGGAUGUGAAGAGCAUUUUAACCAGUAUAACAAAAAGUGUUUUGGAAAAACAUUGCCUACCCUAGCUUUAACUUUUGAGUUUAAAUAAUGCAUUAGUAAAUGUUGACAUUAACAUAAACUAAUAUUAAUAAAUGCUUUAGAAUAUUUGUUGUUGUUCGUUCAUGUUGUAUUAACUAAUGUUUAUUGUAAAGUGUUACUGAAACAAGUCAUGAAAUUUCACUGGUGCAAAAGUGUUGGAAAAUGUGAAUAAUGCAACUGCUCUUUAUCUUAAAUUUGUCAU